Engraulis encrasicolus (European anchovy) is the source of this 6765-nucleotide messenger RNA. It is a transcript of the gene scn8aa, whose product is annotated as sodium channel, voltage gated, type VIII, alpha subunit a. Gene Ontology annotation, cellular component: axon; plasma membrane; voltage-gated sodium channel complex. The record is from RefSeq and is a predicted model, not a curated record. Gene Ontology annotation, molecular function: protein binding; voltage-gated sodium channel activity. Bases 148 to 6012 code for a protein of 1954 amino acids. Gene Ontology annotation, biological process: membrane depolarization during action potential; sodium ion transmembrane transport; neuronal action potential. NCBI's taxonomy places the organism in Eukaryota, Metazoa, Chordata, Actinopteri, Clupeiformes, Engraulidae. The transcript has 28 exons.
AGGGACACCUUAGCUGAGUUUUCCAACAGGGGAUCCAUGCAAUAGACAUCCGUGCUAAAAUGGAUUAACCGGGAUGUUGCAGAGCUGGACUCCCCCGGAUGGUACCCCUAAUUAAAGCUUAAAGGAAAGUCGCUGCAGGAUGAAAACAUGGCUGCGCCCCUUCUUGCACCGCCAGGACCCGAUAGCUUCAAAUAUUUCACCUUGGAAUCCCUGGCCAACAUCGAGAGGCGCAUUGCAGAGGAGAAAGCCAAGCCGCCGCCCAAGCCAGACAGCAGCUACCGCGACGAUGAGGACGAGAACAAGCCCAAGCCGAACCGCGACCUGGAGGCCGGCAAGAACCUGCCCUUCAUCUAUGGAGACAUCCCUAAAGGGAUGGUGGCAACGCCCCUGGAAGACCUCGACAACUUCUACAUGAACAGGAAGACGUUUAUAGUGGUAAAUAAGGGGAAAACAAUAUACCGCUUUAGUGCCACGCCGUCGCUGUACAUGAUCAGCCCUUUUAAUAUUGCUAGGAAAAUAGCUAUUAAAAUUUUGAUACAUUCAUGGUUCAGCAUGAUCAUUAUGUGUACGAUUUUGACCAACUGUGUAUUCAUGACUUUUAGUAACCCUCCAGAAUGGUCCAAACAAGUAGAGUACACAUUCACUGGGAUUUAUACUUUCGAAUCACUUGUAAAAAUCAUUGCCAGAGGUUUCUGUAUAGACGACUUCACAUUCCUUCGAGACCCAUGGAACUGGCUCGAUUUUAUGGUCAUUUCUAUGGCGUAUAUAACAGAGUUUGUAAACCUAGGCAAUGUCUCAGCUCUGCGCACGUUCAGAGUCUUGAGGGCAUUGAAAACUGUAGCGGUAAUUCCAGGCCUGAAGACCAUCGUGGGCGCUCUGAUCCAGUCGGUGAAGAAGCUGUCCGACGUGAUGAUCCUCACCGUCUUCUGCCUGAGCGUCUUUGCUCUGAUUGGCUUACAGCUCUUCAUGGGCAACCUGCGGCAGAAGUGCGUAAUCUGGCCUAUCAACGGCACCACGUACCUGUCCAAUGGCAGCAUCGGCUUCGACUGGGAUGAGUACAUCAUGAAUGACACUAAUUUCUACUUCAUCCCUGGGCAGCUUGAUGCCUUGCUGUGUGGCAACAGCUCUGACUCUGGUCAUUGUCCUGAGGGCUACACGUGUAUGAAGGCGGGUCGCAACCCCAACUACGGCUACACCAGCUUUGACUCCUUUGGCUGGGCCUUCCUCGCUCUCUUCCGUCUCAUGACUCAGGACUUCUGGGAGAACCUCUACCAGCUGACCCUGCGUGCGGCCGGUAAGACGUACAUGAUCUUCUUCGUGCUGGUGAUCUUCGUGGGCUCCUUCUACCUGGUGAACUUGAUCCUGGCUGUGGUGGCCAUGGCCUAUGAGGAGCAGAACCAGGCCACCAUGGAGGAGGCCGCCCAGAAGGAGGAGGAGUUCAGACUCAUGCUGGAGCAGCUCAAGAAAAACCAGGAGGAUGCACAGGUAGCGGCGGGCACGGUGUCUGAGGACGCGGUGGAGGAUGACGAGGAGGGCCACAUGUCCUGCAGCUCCUCCGAGAUGUCCAAGCUGAGCUCCAAGAGCGCUAAGGAGCGCCGCAACCGCAAGAAGUGGCGAGAGAAGAAGAAGGGCAGCGGAGAUGAGAAGGGCGACUCUGAGAAGUUUGUCAAGUCCGAGUCCGACGACGGCAUCAAGAAGCCCAGCCGCUUCCGUUUCCCCGACAACAGACUGGGCAGACGCACCUCCAUCAUGAACCAGUCGCUGCUCAGCAUCCCCAACUCCCCGUUCCUGUCGCGCCACAACAGCAAGAGCAGCAUCUUCAGCUUCAAGGGCCGGGGCAAGGACGCCGGCUCGGAGAACGAGUUUGCGGACGACGAGCACAGCACGGUGGAGGAGUUCGACCCGGAGCGCCGCGCCUCCCUCUUCGCCCCCAUCCACCCCUCCAGCUACGUGCACUACGGCAACUACGGCAAGCAAAACAGCACGGUGGUGGACCGCAACGGCGUGGUGUCCCUCAUCGGUUCCGGGCCCGGCCCCGGAGGACGCCUUCUGCCCGAGCCAACGACAGAGGUGGAGAUCAAGAAGAAACUCUCAGGCUCUAUCAUGGUGUCCGUGGACCAACUCAACACCUCGUUCGGACGUGAAAAGCGAGCCAACAGUGUCAUAAGCGCGGUGACCAACACACUAGUAGAGGAACUGGAGGAGUCUCAGCGGAAGUGUCCUCCAUGCUGGUACAAGUUCUCUAAUACAUUCCUGAUCUGGGAGUGCUGCCCCAUCUGGCUGACCAUAAAGAAGAUCACGCUGCUGGUCGUGAUGGACCCGUUUGUGGACCUGGCCAUCACCAUCUGCAUUGUGCUCAACACCCUCUUCAUGGCUAUGGAGCACUACCCCAUGACGCCGCAGUUCGAACACGUGCUCAGUGUGGGCAACCUGGUGUUUACAGGGAUUUUCACUGCCGAAAUGUUUGCCAAGCUGGUUGCUAUGGACCCAUACUACUACUUCCAGGAGGGCUGGAACAUCUUUGAUGGCUUCAUCGUCAGCUUGAGCUUAAUGGAGCUUGGACUGGCUAACGUGGAAGGGCUAUCUGUCUUGAGAUCAUUCCGUUUGCUGAGAGUGUUCAAGCUGGCUAAAUCAUGGCCGACCCUAAACAUGCUGAUCAAGAUCAUCGGUAACUCUGUGGGCGCCCUGGGUAACCUGACCCUCGUCUUGGCCAUCAUCGUGUUCAUCUUUGCCGUGGUGGGAAUGCAGCUCUUCGGCAAGAACUAUAAGGACUGCGUCUGCAAGAUCGCCCAGGACUGCGAGCUGCCGCGCUGGCACAUGAACGACUUCUUCCACUCCUUCCUCAUCGUGUUCCGGGUGCUGUGCGGCGAGUGGAUCGAGACCAUGUGGGACUGCAUGGAGGUGGCGGGACAGAGCAUGUGCCUGAUUGUCUUCAUGAUGGUCAUGGUCAUCGGAAACUUGGUGGUGUUGAACCUCUUCCUUGCCUUGCUGCUGAGCAGCUUCAGUGCGGACAACCUGGCGGCGACAGACGACGACGGUGAGAUGAACAACCUGCAGAUCGCGGUGAUCCGCAUCAAGGCCGGCAUCGCCUGGUCCAAGAUCAAGAUGAGAUACCUGGUGGCCGUCAUCCUUGGCAAGGUUGACGAGAGCAAGCCGCUGGACGACAUGUACGACAAGAAGCUCAACUGCAUCGCCAACCACACGGGCGUGGACAUCAACCGCGACCUGGACUACCCCAACGGCACCACCAGCGGCAUUGGCAGCAGCAUGGGCCAGUACGUGCUGAACGAGGACCACAUGUCCUUCAUCAACAACCCCAACCUCACCGUGUGCGUGCCCAUCGCCGUUGGGGAGUCCGACUUCGAGAACCUCAACACAGAGGACUUCAGCAGCGAGUCGGAGGCAGAGUGCAGCAAAGACGUGAGUGGCGUGUGUGUGUGUGUCAGUUCGUCGGAGGGCAGCACCAUAGACAUCAAGCCGGAUGUGGAGGAGGCGGUGGUGGCAGAAGUCGUGGAGGAGUACGUGGAGCCAGAUGCCUGCUGGACAGAAGGCUGCAUUGCGCGCUACAAGUGCUGUGACGUGCCCAUCACGGAGGGCUGGGGGAAGUACUGGUGGUUCCUGAGGAAGACCUGCUACCUCAUCGUGGAGCACAACUGGUUUGAGACACUCAUCAUCUUCAUGAUCCUGCUCAGCAGUGGAGCGCUGGCCUUUGAGGAUGUGUAUAUCGAGCAGAGGAAAACUAUCCGUGUCAUCCUGGAGUAUGCUGAUAAGGUCUUCACAUACAUCUUCAUCCUGGAGAUGUUACUGAAGUGGGUUGCAUACGGUUUCGUCAAGUAUUUCACCAACGCAUGGUGCUGGCUUGACUUCUUCAUCGUGGACGUGUCAAUAGUCAGCCUUAUAGCUAAUGCCAUGGGCUACUCCGAACUAGGGCCCAUUAAAUCCCUCAGGACACUAAGGGCCCUCAGGCCACUCAGAGCCUUGUCACGUUUUGAAGGGAUGAGGGUGGUAGUCAACGCUCUGGUGGGGGCCAUCCCCUCUAUCAUGAACGUGUUGCUGGUGUGCCUGAUCUUCUGGCUCAUCUUCAGUAUCAUGGGCGUCAACCUGUUCGCCGGCAAGUACUACUACUGCUACAACGCCACGUCGGAGGAGAUGUUCGAGCUGGAUGUGGUCAACAACAAGACUGAGUGCUUUGCCCUAAUCGAGGCCAACCACACGGAGGUGCGCUGGAAGAAUGUCAAGAUUAACUUUGACAACGUUGGCGCUGGAUACUUGGCUCUUCUACAAGUGGCUACAUUCAAGGGCUGGAUGGACAUCAUGUAUGCCGCUGUGGACUCAAGAAAGGUUGAGGACCAGCCUCUGUAUGAGGACAACAUCUACAUGUACAUCUACUUCGUCAUCUUCAUUAUCUUCGGCUCCUUCUUCACUCUAAACCUUUUCAUUGGUGUCAUCAUUGACAACUUCAACCAGCAGAAGAAAAAGUUUGGGGGUCAGGAUAUCUUCAUGACAGAAGAACAGAAGAAGUACUACAACGCCAUGAAGAAGUUGGGCUCUAAGAAACCUCAGAAGCCCAUCCCCCGACCACAGAACAAGGUCCAGGGCAUGGUGUUUGACUUUGUGACGCAGCAGGUGUUUGACAUCUCUAUUAUGAUCCUGAUCUGCCUGAACAUGGUGACCAUGAUGGUGGAGACAGACGAUCAGUCUCCGGAGACUGAGAACAUCCUCUACUGGGUCAACUUCAUCUUCAUCGUGGUCUUCACCUCCGAAUUCGUGCUAAAGCUCUUCGCCCUCAGGCAUUACUACUUCACCAACGGAUGGAAUGUCUUUGACUGCGUCGUGGUGAUUCUGUCCAUCGUGGGCAUGUUCUUGGCCGACCUGAUUGAGAAGUACUUUGUGUCGCCCACGCUGUUCCGUGUUAUCCGAUUGGCUCGUAUCGGCCGUAUCUUGCGUCUGAUCAAAGGUGCCAAGGGCAUCCGGACACUGCUGUUCGCCCUUAUGAUGUCACUUCCUGCUCUCUUCAAUAUCGGGCUUCUCCUCUUCCUGGUCAUGUUCAUCUUCUCCAUCUUUGGCAUGUCCAACUUUGCCUACGUGAAGCGGGAGGUGGGCAUCGACGACAUGUACAACUUUGAGACCUUCGGCAACAGCAUGAUCUGCCUGUUCAUGAUCACCACUUCAGCCGGGUGGGAUGGCCUGCUGGCGCCAAUCCUCAACUACCCGCCCGACUGUGACCCAACUCUGGAGAACCCCGGCACCACGGUGAAGGGCAACUGCGGCAACCCGUCAGUGGGCAUCUUCUUCUUCGUCAUGUACAUCAUCGUGUCCUUCCUCAUCGUGGUCAACAUGUACAUUGCUAUCAUCCUGGAGAACUUUAGCGUGGCUACGGAGGAGAGCGCUGACCCGUUGUGCGAGGACGACUUUGAGUCCUUCUACGAGAUCUGGGAGAAGUUUGACCCCACCGCCUCGCAGUUUAUCACCUUCGCCAAGCUGGGCGACUUUGCCGACACGCUGGAGCACCCGUUGCGCGUGCCCAAGCCCAACACCAUCGAGCUGAUCGCCAUGGACCUGCCAAUGGUCAGCGGCGACCGCAUCCACUGCCUCGACAUCCUGUUUGCCUUCACCAAGCGCGUGCUGGGCGACAGCGGCGACCUGGACAUGAUGCGGCAGCAGAUGGAGGAGCGUUUCAUCGCGGCCAACCCGUCCAAGAUUUCGUUCGAGCCCAUCACCACCACGCUGCGCCGCAAGCAGGAGCACGUGUCGGCCUCCAUCAUCCAGCGCGCCUACCGCGCCUACCUCAUACGCCGCGGCUUCAUCUGCAAGCGUAUCCUGGGGAUGAACAAGCUGGAGAACGGCGGGACCAAUCAGGAGAAGGAAAAGGAGGGCACGCCCUCUACCGCCUCGCUGCCCUCCUACGACAGCGUGACCAAACCCGACAAGGAGAAGAUGGACGACAGCGAGAGCAUCGGGAAGAAGGAGAGGGGCAAAAACCAAAAAGACGUCAGGGAAUCUAAGUGUUAGGGAAACUUUGCGCUAAGGAUGGACACCAGCGCUUUUUAUUUUGGGCUUCAAUACACAGCAAAUGACACUUGUUGUUGAGACAAGACUCUGUAUUCGAAAUCCAACAAAUGUACAAACAUCCAUCGAUGACAAAAAAGGAGAAAAAAAAUCAAUUUGCAAGGAAAACAGAAAAAAAUGUGUUUAAAAAAGGUUUGUUUACAGACUUGUUGCUGAUGUUUCGAUGCAGGGGGAGCAGCUUGGUCUUAUGACCACUCUGAAGACGACCAAACACGAUGAGCUUUCUGUGUUUCAUCUGUGAUUACCGACCAAGAUUUUAAAAUAACUUUUACGCAACGCUACGUCUAUCAAACAUGGCGGACUUGAACUUACAAGGUGGUCCACAUUGCCAAAUCCUCGUGGAUUCACAUGGGACCACCUGCCAUCUGGACAUAAACGUAUACAAAAAAGAUGGCGCCAUUUCAAUGAAAGCUUCUUCUCCACUGCCAUGUGUGGAUCCCAGCAUUGCUCAUUACCAAUGGGCGACACAAGGACUCAGCACAGAUGCUGGAUUGUAGGGAACCUCCGGCUCCCAUGCUGGGGGGUUUCCAUGACAUCACGUCUUUUAAUUGUAGAUGAAAAAUGAUGAAUCAACAGUUGGGAGAACAGAAAAAAACCUGCAACAUUAUGCAACAUUAUGCAGGUUUUUUUUUCCUAUUUGUUUUUGUUGGCUGAAUAUACUUGCAUCUUUACAUUAUUUGAGCUGCAAAAAAAGAA